Cherax quadricarinatus is the source of this 1688-nucleotide messenger RNA. The record is from RefSeq and is a predicted model, not a curated record. NCBI's taxonomy places the organism in Eukaryota, Metazoa, Arthropoda, Malacostraca, Decapoda, Parastacidae.
CCCUCAAAAUCCACACGAGGAUCCACACGGGGGAGAAACCGUACAAGUGCUCGCUGUGUUUGAAGGAUUUCACUGAUAUUUCCAGUCUGGCCAAACACCGGAGGAUCCAUACGGGGGAGAAACCAUAUAAGUGUUCCAUGUGUUUGAAGGAUUUCAAACAAACAGGACACCUCAUCACACACAUGAGGAUGCACACGGGAGAGAAGCCCUACCAGUGUUCCGUGUGUUCCAAGGAGUUUUCCGUCAAGUGUGCCCUGGUGAAACACACUAGAGUCCACACCGGCGACAAGCCCUACCAGUGUUCUGAGUGUUGCAAACUCUUCCCUCACCACUACUCCCUGGUGCAACACAUGCUCCUGCACACAGGGCAGCGCCCUUACAGGUGUUCCGAAUGCCUGAAAGACUUCUCCAGCAAGGCAACACUGGUUAACCACAUCAAAGUCCACACUGGAGAGAAACCCUACACCUGUCCAGUGUGCUCCAAGAGCUUUUCACGCAAAUCUGGCUUGACAAGCCACUCGAAAAGCCACGGCAAGGACAAGCCAUACCAGUGUUCCAGGUGCCACAAGGGCUUUCCUUACAAGACAAAUCUUGUGAAUCACAUGAAGACUCAUUCUCAGAAUAUUCUCAGUAAUAUUCAGUGUCUAAAGGAGUUCAGGAAAAUGUAGUCGGUCGCAAAUACAACUGUCAGACGUAGUCGGAUGGAACUACAGCUGUCAUAGUUCGAUGGAACUACAGCUGUCAGGUGUAGUGGAAUGAAAAUACAGCUGUCAGGUGUAGUGGAACAGAACUACGGCUGUCGGACGUGGAACAGAACUACAGCUGUCAGAUGCAGUUGGACAGAAAUACAGCUAGAGCUCAACUGAAGCUGUACAGUCAUCUUGCAAAGCUCCUCUCUGUUGUGCAAUUGAAGUGCAUCAGAAAAUGAAUAUUCUCACCAAUAUUCAGUGUCUGAAUUAUACACGUGUACUCACACACAGGAGAGAAUGGGUCCAGUAGCGACCAGUGAAGAGGCCAGGAGCUAUGACUUGACCCCUGCAACCACAUAUAAGUACACACAGUCACUUUCCCAGCUGAUCCCAGUUCAUCAUUUUAGCAAUGCAGCAAGCCAGGAUAACCCAGCAAUUCAGAACCCAGUAAGCCAGGAUAACCCAGCAUUUUAAGUCAUUCCUGAUAUCAGAGUACUAACCUGGUUAAAAAGCCAGGAUAGCCCUCCACUAAAUACAACACUCAAAUUAUAGGUGGGAAAAUCUCAUCUAUGUUUCGGGGACCAGUCAGCCUAUUUCCCCAAUAAAAUCUUCGCUUUACACACAUGUAAUAUACACAGGAACACACCUCUAUGCAAAACCACCACAAAUGGAAGAUGAGUGGUAGCUCUUGGCCUCUCAUGUUGCAGACAUUGUCAGGGGCUUGCAGUGUUGCAAGAAUGAGCUAGAAUGUGUCUACUGAUUUCUGCAACCUUACAAGCUCCUGAUGAAGUUGUUGGUUGCAACGUGAAACGCCCCGAAGCUAUUUUUCAACUCCCCUGUGUGGUUGGUUUGAAUAUGGUGCUUUUGGAUCCUUGAUUCUCCUGGGGGAACUGAAGCUGCUUGUUUCCCCACAUGGCCCCUGUGGGUUUGGCUCUUCCUUGAUGCAGGAAAAAUUAUUCCAUUUAAUUUUAGGUGAUAAUUAUAAUUACUGUUAAAUUA